CCGCGAUUACACCAAGAUCAUUAGAAAUCAACAAUACAUUCCAGUAAAUAGUUCAGCCAAAAUCAAAAAGAAAAAACAGACACACACAUACAAUAUCACUGAUAUCUUCGAUCAUCGACACUAUGGGUUUGGAAAUUGCACAAAACAACCUUCCUCUCAUAGAAAUCAAUGAAGAAACAAUUUCUUUGCGAUCAACGGCCGAUCAGGUCUGCCAAGCCCUAGAAACAUAUGGAUGUUUUCUUGCAAAAUACGACAAACUUUCCCCAGAUUUGCACCAUGAAAUGUUCAAAGUUUCCAAAGACCUAUUUCAACUACCCAAGGAGACAAAAGUGAAAAAUACUGGUAAAAUUCUUGGAUUUGGAUAUGGCACUAACUUUCCUUUCAUGCCACUCGUGGAGUACAUCAGUAUUGAGAACGCUGCUACUGUUGACGCAACCAAAGAAUUCACAAACCUCAUGUUUCCAUCUGGAAAUGAUGAUUUCUGUGACACUGCAUACACAUACUCCAAGUUGCUGUCCGAAUUGGAUGCAACAGUAACGAGGUUGGUUUUCAGCAGCUAUGGCGUCGACGAAUCUUGUUACGAUCUGAUCAAUUCGUCAUUUUACUGUGUAAGAUUUCUGAAAUAUAGAACACCAGAUCCCGAAGAGCUCAACGUUGGUCUUCAUCCUCACGUGGACAAGGAUUUCCUGGGCGUUGUUGAUACUAAUCACGUCAGUGGUCUUGAAUUACAAAUGAGAAAUGGUGAAUGGAUAUCUUAUUACCCUUCACCUACGUUUUCUUCAAUCUUUAUAAUCAUUGCAGGAGAGCCAUUCCAGGCAUGGAGUAAUGGAAGAAUAUUUGCCCCUCUGCAUAAGGUAUUGAUGAAAGGAACUGAAGAGAAGUUCAGCAUUGCACAGUUCUCGUUUAUGAGUGACAAGAUUAGAGUUCCAAAAGAGCUGAUUGAUGAGCAGAAUCCAUUGAAAUUCAAGGAGUUCAAUCACCUUGAAUUUCUCCAGUAUAUCCAAGAAGAGAAAAGGUACCACGUCGAGCGUUCCAUUGUACCUUUUUGUGGCGUUUGAAUUUGGGCAACUUCCCAGAAAUAUGCUGCGUUGCUACUUUUCAAGUUAAUAACCUCUCCUCAACUUCUUGUUGUCUAUGAAUAUACACAUGCAUGUAUGUAAUACAUUGAUGUUGUUUAUAUCUGUUGUGGUUAAUAGUAAGUUGUUAAGCUGAUUGCAAGUCUUUGUUUUGUAAUAAUAUUUGUUAAGUUGUAAUAGUAAGUAUUUACACGCAAACUUCGUUUACUUUGUGAAUAGUAUUAUUUUGGUCGCUGUUCAAAGAUAAUCUUUUUGUUGGGA
Molecule: messenger RNA, 1337 nt
Organism: Oldenlandia corymbosa var. corymbosa
Lineage: Eukaryota; Viridiplantae; Streptophyta; Magnoliopsida; Gentianales; Rubiaceae
Source: the annotation of a GenBank genome assembly